This is a messenger RNA of Myxocyprinus asiaticus (Chinese sucker), 3499 nucleotides long. RefSeq names its product L3MBTL histone methyl-lysine binding protein 1 (gene l3mbtl1). Gene Ontology annotation, molecular function: zinc ion binding; protein binding. NCBI's taxonomy places the organism in Eukaryota, Metazoa, Chordata, Actinopteri, Cypriniformes, Catostomidae. The record is from RefSeq and is a predicted model, not a curated record. Gene Ontology annotation, cellular component: nucleus. The transcript has 22 exons. Gene Ontology annotation, biological process: regulation of DNA-templated transcription. Bases 243 to 2726 code for a protein of 827 amino acids.
AUGAAUUAAACGAUACCUUUUAAUAUCUCCCAUCAUAAUACAGUGCAUUUAUCAUUUCCUUCAUAUUGUGUGGGUAUGUGAUGCUCUUGAAAGCAGUCUCGGUCUUUCAGUCGACAAUUAAAGCCAGAGCCGAAGGAACGAAAUGAAAUAAUGAAUGGUUCGCCUUUUUCACACUUCACUGCACAAGAACAUGGACUUCCGCCAUUUUGCUGUAGUAAAGAAUAUUUGUGGGGACAGAGAAGAUGCGCUGUAGUACUGAGUUGAGUCUUGCCAUGAGUGCUAAAUCAGACUUGGAUGUCCUAAAAAAUGAUGCCGAUGUCUCUUGUGAAAGCAGCAUCUCUCAUAUCCCCAAUGACAACUCCUCUCAGCGGCAGAAACCCCUCGAGACCACCACAAUCAUUUUUCCAGCCUCUGUUCAUCCAUUGACAAAAGUGGAGCUGCCUCAAAAUGCAAUCAAGGCAGUUAAAGGCAGUGAACUGGAGACAGCGCCACUGUCCGCUCAGGUUGGAGGCACAAUUGUCCAUGUUUUGGGCUGGAAAGAGGGAAUGGCGAUCCUACCUGGCAGCAAUCUGAAGUUAUGUGUUAAUGAUAGUGGAUCACUGGAAGUGAUCAGUCAAGGUAAAAUCAGCUCUGCUAACCAGACCAGUGAAGGAGCUCAUCCAAAACCAGCUGACAUAGAACUCAAACAAGCUGAAAAAUCAGGCGUCCCAGCUGGUGGGAAUGGCAGGUCUGAUGCCGAGAGACUUCAGAGAGGACACGUGGAAGCUCAGGACAGGCCAGUUCACAGCAAGUGCAGUGACACAUCAGCCAAACAGAGUCACCCGGAGGAGUUACGUGGGGAACAAAUGUCUGACAAUCUGGCAGGUGUUGAGAGGAUCACACAAGCACAGGUACAUGAGCAUGAGAUGUUGAAGCCCAUGAAGAAGAGGAAGAGGAGAGAAUACAACAGCCCAUCUGAGGAAGAGUCUGACACUGAACUCAUGGAGGAGAAAGCUGAGGCUUCAAAAAUGGAUGACAGACAGAACAAAGAAGGUACAGCAGAGAGUAAACUGGAGUCAUGGACUUGGCCGCAGUAUCUAGAAGAACAGAAAGCUGUAGCAGCUCCAGUCAGACUCUUCCAGGAGUCCCAGAGGGUUCCAAUGGUUAAAAACAGCUUUAGACAGGGUAUGAAGUUAGAAGGCAUCGACCCACAACAUCCCUCCAUGUAUUUUGUCCUGACCGUGGCUGAGGUUUGUGGCUUCAGAUUACGUCUUCAUUUUGAUGGUUAUUCUGACUGUCAUGAUUUCUGGGUCAGUGCCAACUGCCCUGAUAUUUACCCUGCCGGAUGGUGUGAGAGCACAGGACACAAACUAUACACUCCAAAAGGAUGCAAAGACGAAGAGUUUUCUUGGUCCAACUACCUAAAAAUCACGAGAUCACAAGCCGCUCCAAAAGAGUUGUUUUCUAGCACAAUCAAAACAGAAACGGACUGUGGAUUUGAGGUGGGGAUGAAGUUGGAAGCAGUUGACCGCAUGAAUCCCUCUCUCAUCUGUGUUGCCACAGUAACAGACAAAGUAGGAAACCGUUUUCUGGUUCAUUUUGAUAACUGGGAUGACACGUAUGACUACUGGUGUGAUGCCCGCAGCCCAUACAUUCAUCCCAUUGGCUGGUGUCAGGAGAGAGGCCUCCCCCUCACACCCCCACAAGAUUACCCAGACACUGACAGGUUCUCCUGGGAGAGAUAUUUGGAGGAGACAGGCUCAACGGCAGUCGCUGCUGAAGCUUUCACAGUGCGUCCUCCUCAUGGGUUCCAGGUGCAGAUGAAGUUGGAGGCAGUGGAUAAGAGGUGUCCAGGGCUCAUCCGUGUGUCUACGGUGCAGGAGGUGGACACAUACAGAAUUAAGAUUCACUUUGAUGGCUGGAGUCACUUGUAUGAUGAGUGGAUGGAUUCUGACCAUCCGGACAUUCACCCGGCAGGCUGGUGUGAAAGCACAGGACACCCUCUCAAACCUCCACCUUAUCAGCCCAGUGCCCAGAAACCUGCUCCCAGGGAGAACUUGACCAGCAGACAGCCGAACUACACCUCCAUGUCCUGUAAAAGCCUCUCUCAGCCCCGCAACACCUCCAAGUACAGCUUCCACCACAGAAAGUGUCCUACUCCAGGAUGUGAUGGGUCUGGUCAUGUGACUGGGCGUUUCACUGCUCAUCACUGUUUAUCUGGCUGUCCAUUGGCUGAGAGGAACCAAGGCCGGCUCAAGGCAGAGCUCUCUGACACUGAGGGAUCCAAACGGAACUUGCUAGUCUUCAGUCAGAGAGCAAAAAAGUUGCGAUAUCAUGGAAGGAUUGGUCGCCCACCUAAAUACCGUAAAGGUCAGCAAAGAAACUGUCAGAGUCUGGUGUCUGAGGGAUUGUACUCGUCACUCUUCAUGACGGCAUUCACAGCACACUCUGACCGCACUCUCUCUCUCUGCUGGGAGCAACACUGUAAGUUACUGCCUGGUGUUGCAGGAAUACAUGCCAGUCAGGUCACUACCUGGACUAUAGAGGAGGUCUUUGGCUUUGUCAAUAAUCUCAUUGGUUGUGAAGAACAAGCUCGAAUUUUCAAAGAUGAAAUGAUCGAUGGAGAAGCAUUCCUUCUGCUCACUCAAAAUGACAUUGUGAAGAUCAUGAAUAUAAAGCUUGGACCUGCACUGAAGAUUCACAAUGCCAUUUUAAUGUUCAAGAGCACAGAUGAAGGCCUGAAGUGAACACUCAUCAUCAUCCACAAACUCGCCAUUUAGAAUCUGACAUCCAUCACGUGUUUGGUGUUUAAUGUCUGACCCACCAGAGAGAGAGAAAACCAGGACAAACUAUAAAUGAAAGUACAGCCGAGAUGAGCUGUGAUGUUGCUUUAUUUCAAAAGCGAAAUGACACGUUCUGAAAAAGAACAAAUCCAUCUGAAACCAACUUGCAGGAUUUUUAAGAUGGUGUUUUUUUGUAUUUGGAGUGUUAAAAGGGAUAUUUCACUCAAAAAUGAAAAUUCAUUGUACUCACUCUCAUGAGUCUCAUGUUGUGGUGACACAAGUAAAAUUGGUGCACAGGAAUAUCAGGGCAGAUUUCAAUUGAUUGGUGCUACCGUACCCUUUCUUAGAUCCCUGAUGAUGUUUAUGCACUUUACAUGAGGAGCCACUUUGGAGAGCCGUUCUUCAUACUGUAAGAAGUUUCACUAGAGAUCUGAGCUUUCUGAGCUAACUCAAAAGUCAGUGUUUUAUCCUCAGUAACAUUUUGAAGUGCUCCUGAUAUUGUACUGUUAAAGAUAUUAUAGUUUAAAACAAGCUAUUUUACAGAGAUGAUUUGGAUUGUCAUAUCAGUGUUAUUAUUUUUCAAGUGUAUGAAAGGAAACCCAGCAGGACAAAUAGUCAUAACUGAGAUAGGUUUUUCGGUGAUAUAUGUUUCUCUCUCUGAUGGGAAUAUUUUAAUAAUGUACAGUUGAGUAUCUAUGUCUGUUCGGUUCAUCAGCAUAAAUAAAUGUUUAAUUCAA